This is a messenger RNA of Siniperca chuatsi (mandarin fish), 1986 nucleotides long. It is a transcript of the gene ube2l3b, whose product is annotated as ubiquitin-conjugating enzyme E2L 3b. NCBI's taxonomy places the organism in Eukaryota, Metazoa, Chordata, Actinopteri, Centrarchiformes, Sinipercidae. The transcript has 4 exons. The coding region runs from base 101 to 565 and encodes 154 amino acids. The record is from RefSeq and is a predicted model, not a curated record.
CAGGACCAGGACCAGAGCCAGAGCAGACCUAUGAUAUACAGUCUGAGGCAGACCCAUAUUCGUCGCGCUGUGUAUUCUGGGAACACACAGUAGUUUCAAGAUGGCGGCGAGCAGGAGGCUGGCCAAGGAACUUGACGAGAUUCGCAAGUCUGGAAUGAAAAACUUCAGAAACAUUCAAGUUGAGGAAUCAAACCUGUUGUCAUGGCAAGGGCUCAUUGUUCCUGACAACCCUCCUUAUGACAAAGGUGCGUUCAGGAUCGAAAUCAUUUUCCCCACCGAGUACCCUUUCAAGCCUCCCAAGAUCACAUUCAAGACAAAGAUCUAUCACCCCAACAUUGAUGAGAAAGGCCAGGUGUGCUUGCCUGUGAUCAGCGCAGAGAACUGGAAGCCUGCCACCAAAACUGACCAAGUAAUUCAGUCCCUCAUUGCGCUGGUGAACGACCCCCAGCCGGAGCAUCCCCUGAGGGCAGACCUAGCAGAAGAAUACUCAAAGGACCGUAAAAAAUUCUUGAAGAACGCUGAAGAGUUUACAAAGAAACACGGCGAAAAGCGGCCAAUGGACUGAUCACCUGACGAACGUGUAGCCCUCUCUCUGUCUCUUUCUCCCCCUCUCUUCCUGUCUCACCUGCCCGACCAAAUACCGAUCUUCCUCUCGCCUCCCUGCUCUCCCCCCACAGCCCUCACCACCUUUCUUGCUCACUCUGCUCCUCCCUCCUCCCCCUCACCAGCCCUCCCUGCAGCCCAGGAGCCGCCCAGCUGAAGCCAGGCAGCGGCAGCCUCAGCCUCCUUCCCCAUCCAGGACUCUCUGUGGAUCAGACAGCUUCCUCCCCCUCCUCUUCCUUCUUCUCCUGCUCCUCCUCCUCAGCCAUAGAUCUCCAGACCAUUUCUAACUUUCUACUCUUUUCUUAAUGUGAAAAAUGGAAAAAGAAAUGCUAAGGGAACAUGAUGUUCAGAUGAAGAGUUAGAUGGAAAUACUCAGUAAUGUGUUCUCUUUCUGUUGGCUUUUCCUCUAUAUAAACAACUCUUGUGUAAAAUAGAUCUCACUUAGACAUGAUUUUUCCAAAGUAUUUUAUUUUUUGCGGAGCAGAAAAACUGGUUGUUUCCCUUUGCCCCAUCAUCAGUAAUUUUUUUAAGCUAAGACACAAACGUGACAGACAGAGGAGAAGCUGUAGCUAAGACCUGGAGGUGCUGACUGGACUGUUCCUUACUCACCGCCACUGCUUCUAGACUUGCACUGUACUCUGGGACAGUCCCUCUCACAUCUGUUUGCAACCCACUGAGCAGAAAGCAACGAUGGCAGGCCAUACAUGCAUUGAAUUGUUAUUGCUGAAAAUGCUACAGAAGAUUCUUGUGUUAAAGUAAAAACAAUUGGUGUCCAAACACUCCAACCGUGCAGUUAGCAUCAGCAGGCCCUUAAAGACUAACAGCACUAUCCCCACAUUUUCUCAGAUGUCCUUUGAUGGGUUUUUGCAGCGCAGAUCAGUUGCACUCUCAGACCAUGCUGGUAAGACAGUUUUCUGCAUCACAAAUGGCUUUUGUGAUAUUCUUUUCCUUAUUCAUAAUCACUUGCUUUCUCCACUUUACAUUGUUUUGAUUGGCACUUGAUAUAUAAAAUCUUUUGGUUCAUUUGAAUCUUCACACACGUCUCCUUGGGCACCCAGUAAAACCACCUAUCAUACUAGAAACAGAGCCCUUUACCACACUGAGAUAUUCCAGCGGCAGAUCGACUGCCAGCUGCCCAGCUGACAGGGGCCUAACUCAUCGGGGGCUGGAGAACGAUGCACUCAGCGGGAACGAAGCUCAGCUCCUGGAGACGGUCCCAGAAACAAGCACCUUGGAGGCAGCUGGGAGAGGGCUGGCUGUCCGGGGAUGUGUCAGGACAUGGAAAGGGACUGCCGUGGCCAAAAAACCACCAUGUAACAACUGUUUGAUCUGGUCCCAAUAUUGUUUCAUAAUAAAGAUGGCUAGCCAUUUGGCCUCACUGUC